Messenger RNA from Teleopsis dalmanni, 1089 nucleotides. RefSeq lists its product as uncharacterized. The record is from RefSeq and is a predicted model, not a curated record. Bases 1 to 1089 code for a protein of 362 amino acids. NCBI's taxonomy places the organism in Eukaryota, Metazoa, Arthropoda, Insecta, Diptera, Diopsidae. The transcript is spliced from 2 exons.
AUGGAUCCGCUGGUAAUUGGGCAUAUAGUUACUACGCUGUUUCCUUCGACGAACGACGGGGUGUUUUUCUUCGAUUCCCGACCUCGCUUGGUUACAAUACCGCAGGUCACAGUCAAUGAGAUAAAUGCCGCUAUGAAGCGUAUGAAGAACAACAAGGCUCCUGGCACAGACAGCAUUCCUAGUGUUGCUGUCAUUGCGGCGAUUAAGGUUGAUCCAAACAUAUUCGUAAGCUUGUUUACCAAAUGCCUAGAGGAAGGACUUUUUCCAAGCCCUUGGAAAAAGCAAGAUUUGAUCCUACUUCUUAAACCGGGAAAAGAACCGCAGAAUCCAACAUCAUAUCGACCAAUAUGCUUGUUGGAUGAACUCGGGAAGACCCUUGAAUCUGUCAUGGUCAACUGUUUGCACGAGUCUCUGGAACGCCAUGGAGGACUUAGUGAGCGGCAAUUUGGUUUCCGAAGAUGCUCCGUACUUGGUCCUGCUCUGUGGAAUGCGAUGUACGAUGGUGUACUUGAAGUGAUCGUUCCAGAUGACGCUGAUGACCUUGCAAUCGUUGUCGUUGCGAAAACGAUAGAGAAAAUCAUGGUGCGGUGCUCAGCAGCUGUUGAAAAGGUAACCAGUUGGCUUUGCGAAAACGGACUCCAACUAGCGGUUCAAAAGACGGAAGCAGUGUUACUCAGUACAAGAAGAAAACGGGAAGUAUUCUCGUUUUCAAGCGGUGGUUUCGAAAUUACCUCGAAGUCAUCCCUGCGGUGUCUGGGUAAUUUCAUAGAUACCAGAACUACUUUUAGAGGCCAUCUAAGGGCGGUAAAUGAGAAGGCGGCUAAAGUCACUGUUGCCCUGUCUCGACUCAUGACAAACACCUCGGGUAUACCACCCACCAAGCGUAAACUCCUGGCAAGACUCACCAGCUCGGUAAUAUUGUAUGCAGGUUCCAUCUGGGUUUUUGCUAUGCGAAUGAGCUUAUAUGCUGCAGGCGCAAAAAGUACGUACCGGCUAAGCGCAUUGCGCGUAAUCAGUGCUUUCCGCACAGUAUCGGAUGAUGCUGCAUGUGUUAUAGCAGGUAUGCCGCCACUUGAUCUGCUGGCCUAG